AUGAUGAACCUCGUACAUCUUGCUCUCGCAUGGCUACUCUAUCUAGGUGUCGAGUCCGCUCCUCUGGAGUCCAACAUAUCCAACUCGAGUACCCGUGUCUCGUACCCUCGGAUCUUCGUUGCUACAGAUAUCUCCAAUGAGCCUGAUGACCAAAUGUCGUUGGUCAGAUUGCUCUUGCAUUCGGAUAUCUUAUCCAUCCAAGGAAUUUCAACAACCACUUCGUAUUGGCUGAAUGACACGACAUACCCCGAACACAUCCUGGAUGUUAUCAAUGCCUACGAAAAUGUCACUUCCAACCUCAACGCCCACACCGAUGGCAUGUUUCCAAGUGCCGACAGUCUGCGCUCUGUGGUAAAGGCAGGCCACUCUGCGUAUGGUCUUGCAGCGCUCAAGAACGGCUCUCUUUCUUCCGGUGCCGAGCUGCUCAUCUCGGCCGCCGCCAACUCGAACGAGACUUUGCACAUUCUGCUCUGGGGAGGUGCUAAUGUCCUUGCCGAGGCAUUGGAUCAUGUCAAUCGUACCAGCACACAGGCAGACCUUGACACUUUCGUCAGUAAGCUCCAUGUGUAUUCAAUCUCCGAUCAAGACAACGCUGGGCCAUGGAUUCGCAAAAAUUAUCCACAGAUCCCAUACAUUGCAUCGGUCCACGGAUUCAACAUGUACAACAAUGCUGCUUGGACUGGUAUAAGUGGCGACGUGUUGUAUUCCUUUGACGCAGGUGGCCCAGACUCGACGCUCGUUGACGACGCGUAUAUCCGCAACCAUUUCCAGCUCGGUCCUCUAGGUGCAAAGUACCCAGAUAGAGCAUUCAUCAUGGAAGGUGACAGUCCCUCAUUAUUGUCAGUCAUCCCGAAUGGCCUCAAUGUUCCCUCUCAUCCCGAGUUCGGUGGUUGGGGCGGCAGAUACAUCUUGUCUGACAUUUCUGGUGCCUCGAACCAUUACGCGGAUACCAUCGACCGCGUGGUAGGCGUAAGUGGAAAUACCUUGGUGUCGAACCAUGCCACGGUUUGGAGAUGGCGCAGCGCAUACCAGAAUGAGAUGAGCGCUCGAGUGCAGUGGUCACUUUCGUCGAACUACAGCGCAGCAGUGCACCCUCCCAAGAUCAGCUUGAACGAAACAACUGGCACCGAGCCAUACUCGUUAGCAGUUCAGCCACAACAAAGUGUUGUCCUGGAUGCCUCGGCUACCGUCGAUCCAGACAGCAACUCGAGCUCUACAUUGACAUUUGAGUGGAUGCACUACAAGGACAUCACGGCAACUAACCAAUACAACGCUAACGCACAAAUCCCUCAACUCAACUUUACCUGCUUGAACCAAGCGUGCUCGACCAUCCAGACCAAGAUGCCCAGUGAGGAGCUUGCUUGCCCGCAAAGUGGCUGUCAGAUGUACCAUGUCAUCCUGUCUGUCAGAGCCCAGAGCGCAACACCUAUCACAAGGUAUAGGAGAAUCAUAUUCGAGAUACAGGAAGACUCCGAGUAG
Molecule: messenger RNA, 1479 nt
Organism: Aureobasidium vineae
Lineage: Eukaryota; Fungi; Ascomycota; Dothideomycetes; Dothideales; Saccotheciaceae
Source: the annotation of a GenBank genome assembly